Molecule: messenger RNA, 915 nt
Organism: Fusarium musae
Lineage: Eukaryota; Fungi; Ascomycota; Sordariomycetes; Hypocreales; Nectriaceae
Exons: 1
Coding region: 1-915 (304 amino acids)
Source: RefSeq, a predicted model, not a curated record
AUGCCGGAAUUAAGAACAAUCAGUAAAAUCUUUACAGCCCUCGAACAGUCCGAAGGCGCUGGAGCUAGAGUACGACGCUCCAUUGGCAGCCGACAACAGCGCAACUUCUCGCCAUUCCUCAUGCUUGACUACAUGAAGGGCGGCAAUGGUGCAGGGUUCCCCGAUCAUCCACACCGAGGACAAGAAACAGUGACCUACAUCCUCAAGGGCGCUAUCGAGCAUGAGGAUUUUGCUGGAAACAAGGGCAUUUUGAAUGCUGGAGACUUGCAGUUUAUGACUGCGGGCAGAGGCAUUAUGCAUUCCGAACAGCCCGUCGAGGGCUCUGAUGGAGGCGAUAGUAUGGGCCUACAGCUGUGGGUCGACCUCCCAAAACAUCUCAAGAUGUGUGAGCCCAGAUAUCGCGAUUUGAGAGCCAGCGAGAUCCCGAGCGUGCAUUUAGACGAUGGCAAGGUUCUGGUCAAGGUUAUAUCAGGCAAGGUCGGCGACGUCGAUAGUGUCAAAGACUUGUCAUAUACCCCUGUGUGGUAUUUAGAUGUUGAGAUUCACCCAGGUGGCACGCUGGUCCAAACACUACCUAAGGAUUGGAACGCAUUCUCCUAUAUCUUUGAGGGUUCUGCCGAUUUCGCAUCUGACACCGGAGUCUUGACAAGGGUGGAUCAACAUGGCACGGUGCUAUACAAACCAGGAGGAGAUGUCGUUUCUAUCCAGGUUCCUGAGAGCCAAGAUACCAGCGCUCGCCUUCUCAUUAUCGCCGGCCAGAUCCUCGACCAGCCAAUCGUUCAGCAUGGACCAUUUGUAUCAACUAGUGCUGAUGGUAUUCGUCAGGCUUUCGAAGAUUUCUACGAGGGUAAGAAUGGAUUUGAGAGAGCAAAGGGAUGGCAGAGUGACAACACCAAGCGCAGAAUGAGUAUAUAG